Molecule: messenger RNA, 915 nt
Organism: Halichondria panicea
Lineage: Eukaryota; Metazoa; Porifera; Demospongiae; Suberitida; Halichondriidae
Product: cyclin-dependent kinase 9-like
Exons: 4
Coding region: 40-915 (291 amino acids)
Biological process (GO): protein phosphorylation; positive regulation of transcription elongation by RNA polymerase II
Cellular component (GO): nucleus; cyclin/CDK positive transcription elongation factor complex
Molecular function (GO): RNA polymerase II CTD heptapeptide repeat kinase activity; cyclin binding; ATP binding
Source: RefSeq, a predicted model, not a curated record
GCACAGUUGACUUGGCACACCAAACACACACAGCCGGCCAUGAGUGCUUCAGGCACUACCUCUAGUCAGGCGAGCUCUGGGGGACCCAUGAAAUCCUCUGCCAUCAACUUCCCCUUCUGUCCAGAGAUUGGAAAGUAUGAGCGAUUGGCCAAAGUUGGCCAGGGAACUUUUGGGGAGGUGUUUAAGGCUCGCAAUAGGAAGACAAAUGCACUCGUAGCUCUUAAGAAAGUACGGAUGGAGAAUGAGACUGAAGGGUUCCCCAUGACUGCACUGAGGGAGAUACGGAUACUGCAACUGCUCGACCAUGAGAACAUUGUGUCCCUUAUUGAGAUCUGUAGGACCAAAGCGACUCCGUACAACAGAGAGAGAGGAAGCAUUUACCUCGUGUUUGAAUUCUGUGCCCACGAUCUAGCUGGCCUCCUCAGUUGUGAAGAUGUCAAAUUCUCCUUGGCAGAGAUAAAAUCGAUCAUAAGCCAGUUAUUCAAUGCCCUUCACUUUACCCACAACAGCAAGAUCCUUCACAGAGACAUGAAAUCUUCAAACGUCCUCAUCACAAAAGACGGGAUUCUAAAACUAGCCGAUUUUGGACUUGCUCGUGCCUUGUUAAAAGGAGCUGCCCGCUAUACGAACAGAGUGGUGACCCUGUGGUAUCGACCCCCGGAGAUCUUACUAGGUGAGAGGAAUUACGGUCCUCCCAUUGAUAUGUGGGGCGCUGGGUGCAUUAUGUGUGAGAUGUGGACCAGACGUCCCAUCAUGCAGGGAGAAACAGAGCAGCAUCAAAUCUUUCUCAUCUGUCAGCUUUGUGGGUCAAUAAUGCCCGACAUCUGGCCAAGCUGUGACAAGUUGGAUCUGUACACGAAAUUGGAGCUGCCUAAAGAGUGUCAGACAUCCAGGAGGUGGUGGAUAGGUUCCUGA